Molecule: messenger RNA, 1371 nt
Organism: Dictyostelium purpureum
Lineage: Eukaryota; Evosea; Eumycetozoa; Dictyosteliales; Dictyosteliaceae
Exons: 2
Coding region: 1-1371 (456 amino acids)
Biological process (GO): transmembrane transport
Source: RefSeq, a predicted model, not a curated record
AUGAACAAGAAGGAGUUGAUUUUAACAGCCGCUUUUCUGUUUUGCUUUGUUUCAUUGGGUGUUUGUGUUGGUUCAUUGGGACCAACACUCAAUUCAUUUACAGAGCAUUUAGAUGCCUCAGUAGAUCAAGUUGGAUAUUUUUUUUCAGCAAGAGGUAUAGGAUACUUUAUUGGUUCUCUAGGUUGUAGAUUUAUUGAUAGAUUUAGAAAUAGUAAUUUCCUUAUUGCAGGUGCAACAGUCGUUAUGGGUGUUGGUUUAUUAUUGGCUCCAGUUAGUGGAAAUAUUUGGUUAACAGCAUUUAUAUUUGGUAUAUGCGGUAUGGGUGCAGGUUUUAUAGAUUCAGGUUUAAAUACAUUAAUAGUUUGGGUUUGGAAAGAUAAGGUGAAUCCAUUUAUGCAACUUUUACACUUUUCUUUUGGUAUUGGUGCAUUUUUGGCACCAUUAUUGGUUUCGCAAAUGGUCGAAAGAAGUCUUUUCUUCCAAUAUUUAAUUUUAGCGAUCAUUAUGCUUUCAAGUUUCUUUUCAAUAGUUUUCUUAAAACCAGCCAAACACUAUGUUGCAGAGGAUAUCCAUUCAACAGAAAAUGGUGAACUAUCAAAAGGCGAAAAAAGACUUCGUGUUGAAGUAAUUCUUGGUAUCGCUAUAUUUUUAUUCUUUUAUGUUGGUGCCGAGAGUGGUUAUGGUGGUUGGGUUUGUACAUAUAGUAUCAUAAAUUUAAAGUUUUCAGAUGAAACAGGGGCACUUUUAAACUCAAUGUUUUGGGGCACUUUUACACUUAGUAGAUUGGGUGGUGUAUUUUUAUCAUUGGUAUUAUCACCACAAAAAAUGGUAGUUUUAGAUACAUUGGGUUGUUUCUUUUUCGCCAUUUUAAUUAUAAUAUUCCCAGGUUCUCCAGCUAUUCUUUGGAUAGGUACUGCAGGUUUGGGUAUAAGUUUAGCAAGUAUUUUCCCUACAGCUUUUUCUCUUCCAUCCAAUAUUAAUAUUCCAAUUACUGGUGAGGCUACAUCAUAUAUGGUUAUUGGUGCAGUUAUUGGUGAAGUUGUUAUUCCAUGGUCAAUUGGUAUGUUCCAACAUCACGUUGGUAUGCACACUUUACCUUGGGUCGUUUUAUUCUCGUUGAUCAUAUCGUUGGUUAUUUACAUUAUGAUCAAUCUUCGUACAAUCCAGGUCAGAGCAAGAGAAAGAGGUCAAAAUAUCAAUUUUUCAUUCAGUAACUCAAUUGCAUUAUUAAAUCAAGUGGUAAAUAGUAAUACUAAUAGUAAUAAUAAUAAUAAUAGUAGUGAUAUUAACAAAGAUAAUAACCUCGAGGCAAUUAGCAGUGUUAAUAUUUCAAUAAAUAACAUCGAAAAUAAACAAACAUUUAUUAUUUAA